This is a messenger RNA of Sander lucioperca (pikeperch), 1178 nucleotides long. RefSeq names its product germ cell-specific gene 1-like protein. The coding region runs from base 162 to 1076 and encodes 304 amino acids. NCBI's taxonomy places the organism in Eukaryota, Metazoa, Chordata, Actinopteri, Perciformes, Percidae. Gene Ontology annotation, cellular component: plasma membrane. The transcript has 5 exons. The record is from RefSeq and is a predicted model, not a curated record.
AAAUGUGAGAGGCACACUGUAGGGGCCAGACGCGCUGCGAUAAUUAGCUGUUAUAAUAACGGGAAUAAUCGGAUUAUGAAGAUUUGAGGAGGCGAAAUCGUCAGAAUACGUCAUUCAAGCGAGGAAUUAAGUUAGGGGUCUUCACUCAACUGGUCGCCGUUAUGGGGAUAGACCGGCGCCGGAGAGCAUCGUUGGCUCUCACGUUUAACUUCCUCGCUUCGCUACUGGCAGUGUUGGCUCUCACCACCAGCUACUGGUGCGACGGGACGCGGAAAGUGGUCAAGCCGUUCUGCAGGGGCCCGGUGACUACCAAGCAGUCGUUCUGCAUCAGGUUCAACAGCUCCAACAUCAACGAUACGCGGCUGGUGCAGUACAUCUGGGAGACCGGGGAGGAUAAGUAUGUGAUGAGGAAGUUUCACACCGGCAUCUGGUUCUCCUGCGAGCAGAACAUUAACAUGAUCGGUGAAAAAUGCAGAAGUUUCCUUUAUGUUGCACCUUCAAAUGAAAGAGGAGUGCUGUGGCUGUCCAUUGUUGCAGAGUGCCUGUACAUCCUCCUGCUGGCCACCGGAGGAAUUCUCAUGUCCAUAGAGAUGUGUCAAUUUGGCAAUGUCAUUGACGGUCUCAAGCUUAAUGCCUUCGCUGCCAUAUUCACUGUGCUUUCAGGUCUGUUGGGUAUGGUGGCCCACAUGAUGUUCACCACAGCUUUCCAGCUGACUGUUAGUCUGGGCCCAGAGGAUUGGAAACCUCAAACAUGGGACUACAGCUGGUCAUACAUUUUGGCAUGGAGCUCCUUCACAGCCUGCAUGGCAUCCUCUGUUACCACCAUCAACCGCUACACCAAAACCAUCCUGGAGUUCAAGCACAAGCGCAGGAACAUUGAGAAGAACCUGAAGAUCAAGCAGAACCUGCUGGAACUGGACUCUCCGGAGCAGGUGUGGGACAUGUACAUCAGCUCUGUGCCAAGCACUGCCGAGGAGUUGCUAGAUCUGUCAUCCAAUGGUCGCAAACUCUCCAACACCUCCAUCUUUCUGGAGCUCAACAACCUGCCCGACCCACAGGGAGAGGAGCACUGCUAGAGGAGCAGCGUGUAGCAUUUUUAAACAUCAGCAGGUCAUUGUCAUGUUAAAUGUAGUACAAUAAUAUAAUUGCUGUAAACUAAAUGUGACCAUGGUUGAGAG